GGAAGGAUGAUGAGUGCCUGCCAUUUGAUUGGACCACCCCCCUGCCUCAGGUGUCCAUCGGCGCCUAGCCAAGGGAAUGGAACAUCAACAACUCGCAUCAUCCUCACCAUCAACACCAACAUCUUCUGCACACUCUUUCUUCACAUUCCUUAUCAUCUCUCGCUGUUUCUACUCAUACUAAACUGUCCGCUGUUCAAAUUCCUCAUCUAACCUCGAGCGCAAAUCACCCUACCCAGCGUUAACCCCUAUCGCCAAACAUGGAUUCCCCAUCACCCCAGGGCCUCUCGGCCCAAAACUCACCCAAACCCGACCAAGCCAAACUCACUCACAGACCAGCCAAUCGUAAACAAUCUUCUGAUUCUUCCUCAAAUACCCAAAAUGCACCUAUACCAGACGACAAGCACGGUGCCGAUUUGCCAAUGACCAUGUCCGCCUCAGUGGUGCUAACCAGCUUACCCCGCGAUGCCCAUCAAGCAUUGGCGGACGCUGAGGCUGUCGAUACGGGAAAAGUUACCGUUCGCUUUCAGCCACUGCCUUCAGCUCCCAUCCUGAAGAACCGUGUGUUCAAAAUUAGUGCCUCACAAAAGUUCGAAACAGUCGUGAAGUUUCUCAGGAAGAAGCUGGACUGUAAAGAAUCCGACUCGGUAUUCUGCUAUGUCAACAGUGUGUUUGCUCCUGGCUUAGACGAAGGUGUGGGUGGUUUAUGGAGGUGUUUCAAGACUGACGAGCAACUUAUCGUUGCUUACUCUAUGACGCCCGCUUUCGGCUAAUGAUGAGCAAAGGUUGAUGUGGUUUAGUGCAACAGCUGUCUGGACCAUUUACAGGUAAUCUUGCUGAACCAGAUACAUCUCAACAAGCUAACAUGGAAUGUGAGUAGGAAGGCAACUAUGCGCAAAAAUCGUCAAAGGUCAUUUGACAAUGUAUGAGAAUUAUGGACAUGAACAUGAAAUACCAAGGUAUCACAGAAACGACUUGCUGG
Messenger RNA from Aspergillus piperis CBS 112811, 979 nucleotides. RefSeq names its product ubiquitin-like protein ATG12. The record is from RefSeq and is a predicted model, not a curated record. NCBI's taxonomy places the organism in Eukaryota, Fungi, Ascomycota, Eurotiomycetes, Eurotiales, Aspergillaceae. Gene Ontology annotation, cellular component: Atg12-Atg5-Atg16 complex; phagophore assembly site membrane; cytoplasm. The transcript is spliced from 3 exons. The coding region runs from base 258 to 770 and encodes 170 amino acids. Gene Ontology annotation, biological process: C-terminal protein lipidation; autophagosome assembly; autophagy of mitochondrion.